This is a messenger RNA of Labeo rohita (rohu), 2580 nucleotides long. It is a transcript of the gene hnrnpcb, whose product is annotated as heterogeneous nuclear ribonucleoprotein C. Gene Ontology annotation, cellular component: nucleus. Gene Ontology annotation, molecular function: RNA binding. The record is from RefSeq and is a predicted model, not a curated record. NCBI's taxonomy places the organism in Eukaryota, Metazoa, Chordata, Actinopteri, Cypriniformes, Cyprinidae.
CGGGGCUUGUUUCCAGUGCGUAUUUGCGCGACGCCAUUUCAUGCAUUCGUCUGUUGGUCGGUGUCUACUGAACGAGCUGGUACGGACUGUAUCCACAAAACAGUACAGCACCGAAUUUUAAUCAUUUUUAGUCUUAAACUCCCGUUUUUGAGGCAGCUUUUUUGACCCACGUCAAUCCAAUCAGGCAGACAGACGACUCGACCUGAAUUACAGACAGAAUGGAUCAUUCCCCCACAACCAGCAGCCUGAUGGCCAGCAACGUCACCAACAAGACGGAUCCACGUUCCCUGAACUCCCGCGUCUUCAUCGGGAACCUCAACACCAUGUUGGUGACCAAGGCUGACGUGGAGGCCAUCUUCAGUAAGUACGGGAAGAUCGUGGGCUGCUCCGUGCACAAAGGCUUCGCCUUUGUCCAGUACGCUAACGAGAGGAACGCCAGAGCGGCGGUCGCCGGUGAGGAUGGGAGGAUGAUCGUGGGACAGGUGCUAGAUAUUAAUCUGGCCGGUGAGCCAAAACCGCAUCGAUCAAAGACUAUCAAACGCUCUGCUGGAGAUAUGUACAGUUCUUCAUUUGAUCUGGACUAUGACUUUCAGAGAGAUUACUACGACAGGAUGUACUCGUACCCGUCGCGUGUUCCCCCUCCUCCCCCUCCUCUCUCGCGGGCGGUGAUUCCCUCCAAGCGGGCACGUGUGAGUGUGAGCGGGGGCGGCGGCGGCAGCCGUAGGACCAAGAGCAGCUUCUCCUCCAAGAGCAGCCAGCGCACGUCCCGUACCAUGAGAGUUGAUGAUCUACAAACCAUUAAGAAGGAACUGACUCAGAUUAAACACAAAGUGGACUAUCUGCUGGAGAGCCUGGAGCGCAUGGAGAGAGACCACAGCAAGAAAUCAGAGGUGAAGAGCGCUAAACCAGAUGAAGUCUCACCACAGCACUCCAGCGGCAAGAAAGAGCGCGAUAGCACGGAAAUGAACGACUAUGAGGAUGAGGGAGACCUGCUGGAGGAAGAGGAGAUCAAAAGUCGAGGAAGGGAGGAUGAUGAGGAGGAAGAAGAGGGUGAGCAGGAGGAAGGAGAGGAUGAUGGAGACAGCGCCAACGGAGACCAUUCUUAAACGCGACACACACGGACACACAUGCAUGCUCACCGUGAGAUAUAGAGUAGAUCCUCUGACCUUUAACGCACACUUAGUUUUAUUUUAUAAGUCCAAAACAGUAAGACUCGUGGAUCAUGAAAAUGACACUUUUAAGAUGAUCAAUCGCAUGAACCCUCGACUACAGCCACCAUACUCUGAGAUCUAUUACUUCUUAUCAAAAUCUGCAUUAAAAACAGUUGAGUGGGGGAGUUUUUUUUAUUUUGGAUCGAGAAAAUGCUUUUGAUUGCACUGAAAUCAUCUUCACUGCUGUGACAUUUAACAAGUUUGCAGUGCAUUUACCAUGUCAAGUUGUUUUAAGACUGGCAACCCAAUAGCUUGAAUGUGUUUGCAUUAGAUUUGAAGGAGGAACCCCUUAGAAGUGCUAUGAUUGGAUUUUACCAAAACGAUCCGUUAUGCAAAGAUGCACAAAAAAAUACUAGCUAGUUUCAUAGCUUACCAUCCUCUAAAAGACAAGCUCAGUAUUUGUCAAUAUUCAAUAUCCUAAGUGACUAAAGUGGGUCUGUUGGGUGGGAUGGUGGUUUAAUGAUUGACACAUUGAUGAGCCAAUCAGAAUGCAUCGUAUUUGGAGAUUAGAACUCUUGAAGAUACACUACCGUGCAAUUAGUACAUUUAACCCUGUUAAUUGGUUUGCACCAACCAUAUGCUGCCAGUACAAACCAUUUGGAUUGUCAAACCUAGAACACAAUUGAUUUCCUACUUCAGGCACAUUCAGGUCCUUCUCAUCUGGUGUUUUUAAAGACUCGAGUUACGGUGGUGAUAAUGGUGGCUGGAGUUCGGGAACGUUCUGCUGUAUUCUUAAGGUCAUUCACUCUUUAAACCGGCCUCAAUGCGCUCAAAUACCUGUGAAUGUCUGUCUUCACCAAUGCUUUUCAUGAUUCUUGUGGUUGUGAGACCCUUCUGUGCAGAUUUCCAAUCUUAAAUGCACUGUUGGUCAUCGUCGUCGUCUUCCCCAACACGUACUAGAGAAUUAGAUUAGUUUGGCGCAGAACAGUCUCAAAUAGCUCUCCAGUUGGGUCCCAAAGCUCUUGACGGACUUUAGUCUCCAAACCCUGAACUUAUUCACUCGUCUGUGUGUUGGUUCAGGCACAGAAAUGUUCCUCUAGCACUCUUUUUGGGAAUAGAUGUAGUUACUCGUCCUGACCAGUGGGCGGCACUGUGGCCCCGUUCUGUUAUUUAACCUCUCAGAAAUACUGUUUAAAUGAAGUGAACUGUUUUAUAUUCCAUAUGGGGUCACAGAAUGUGUGAGAAUAAGUUCAGAUUGUACAGUCAACGUCAUUUUACCCGUCGGUUUGUAUUUGUGUACAGUGACACUAAGGUGAGUUUGCUUCUGAUAGAUGCAAGAUGUGUUUGUUGCAGUUUUGUUUUCAUUUGUUCUGUUUGUCUUUUGUUUGGUCUGUGUAAUAAGUUUCAAUAAAACUACAAAUGUUCAUGA